Athene cunicularia (burrowing owl) is the source of this 3426-nucleotide messenger RNA. RefSeq names its product nudix hydrolase 12 (gene NUDT12). Gene Ontology annotation, cellular component: cytosol. The record is from RefSeq and is a predicted model, not a curated record. The transcript has 7 exons. The coding region runs from base 103 to 1491 and encodes 462 amino acids. Gene Ontology annotation, molecular function: metal ion binding; NADH pyrophosphatase activity; protein binding. Gene Ontology annotation, biological process: NAD+ catabolic process; NADP+ catabolic process. NCBI's taxonomy places the organism in Eukaryota, Metazoa, Chordata, Aves, Strigiformes, Strigidae.
CCCCGGCGCAGGGCGUUCAGGGGCGGGGAUAAAGCGUACGGCGGUCAGAAGGUCGUUGCAAGAUUGCCUAGGCUUCGGGUCCGUGGAGAAAGCGUUGCCAAAAUGACAGACUCUGAAAAGAACCUCCAUCAGGACAUCAUUUCUCAGCUGCAUAAUUCUGCUGCUGUUGGAGAUGCAGCCAAACUGAAAGCAUUGCUCAGUCGUUAUCCAUCACUUAUCAAUGUGGCUGCAGAUAACGGCUGGACAGCCCUGAUGUAUGGUGCCAGAAAUGGUCACCUUGAGGUUGUCCAGAUUCUUCUUGAAGAAAGGUGUGACAGGUCCAUCUUUAAUAAAUCAAGGCAAACAGCUCUGGAUAUUGCUAAACUUUGGGGGUACAAGCACAUAGCUAAUUUGUUGGCUAAUGUGAAGGAUGGGCAGGUGCCUAAUUUUCUGUCAAAUGAAGUGAAAGAAUAUGAAAAUUAUUUUGGUUUGACACUUCUGGACAGAAGGAGUGAUAAAAGAACAGAUUCUAAGUGGCUAAGCAAAAAACAAAGCCAUCCAACUACAGUAUACAUCCUCUUCUCAAAUCUAAGUCCUUUGGUUACUUUGGGUGGGGGAAUAGAGAGCCCCCAGCAGCCAGAAGUAAAGCUUUGCAGGCUGUACCACAAAGAUGUGAAGCAGUACAUGAACCAAACUGAAGGAGGCACUUUGAUUUUUCUUGGAGUUGAACUCCAGUUCCACAUGAACCUGCUGGCUGCUUGCAAUGGAAGAGUUCUGCAAGAAGAUGAUCGGUUAGUUGCUUGGUUUGCUCUUAGCAUAGAUUCUGCUUCUGCUGAGAAAUUUAAACAGGAGCAUGAGGACUGUUACUUUCUUCACCCACCAAUGCCAGCACUACUGCAGCUACCUGAAAAAGAAGCUGGAGUAGUAGCCCAGGCUAGAUCUGUUCUGGCAUGGCACAACCGCUACCGAUUCUGCCCAACAUGUGGGAGUGCAACCAAGACUGAAGAAGGGGGUUACAAGAAAAGUUGCUUAAAAGAAGAUUGUCCCAGUCUCCAAGGUGUUCACAACACAUCAUACCCAAGAGUUGAUCCUGUUGUGAUAAUGCAAGUCAUCCAUCCAGAUGGGAAUCAUUGCCUUUUAGGUAGGCAGAAGAAGUUUCCCCCAGGAAUGUUUACCUGUCUUGCUGGAUUUGUAGAACCCGGCGAAACAAUAGAAGAUGCGGUUCGAAGAGAAGUAAAAGAGGAGGCUGGUGUCAAAGUUGGCCCUGUUCAGUAUGUCUCUUGUCAGCCAUGGCCAAUGCCCUCCUCCCUAAUGAUUGGCUGCUUAGCUGUUGCAGUGUCUACAGAAAUUAAAGUUGACAAGAAUGAAAUAGAGGAUGCCCGUUGGUUCACUAGGGAACAGGUUAUGGAAGUUCUCAUUAAAGGAAACCAGCAUUCUUUCUUUGUACCACCAAGACAAGCUAUUGCACACCAGUUGAUAAAACAUUGGAUUGGAAUGAAUGCUAAUCUUUAGUUCAAAUAAUUGAUUUCUUCUAGAGAAUGCUGAACUAGGAAUAAAUUAGAAAGAGCUUUUCAUUUAGUAAAUAUUCAAUCACAUGAAAUUUUGAGCUUUUUGUUUGGUUUCUGAGCUAAAUGUUUGUAGGUUUUCCAGAUCUAAGUUACAACUGAACAACAACCCAGUGAUUAUCCCAAGCAAGCAAGGAACAAAUAGGUAAAAUUGGUACCUUGUUGUGCACAGGCUUAUUUUCCUGUCCUUCACUGGAAGGAGUCACAGCAUUACAAAGAGGCCUGAACUGGCCUGUUGUUUGAACUCUGUAAUUACAUCCUCAUAUUUUGUCUUUCUCAUUUUUUCUUAUCUCCAUUCUUUAAAUUCUGCCUGGCACAGUGCUGAAAGUCUUAUCAACAAUGGUUAUUUUUAAGCUAAUAGCAUGUGUAAAUUGUGAAAAUGUAGUACUUUGUAUCUUUUACAUUAAUACUCUAAGCAGAGUAUUUACUCCUCCAGUCUGAUUUGGCUGCACUUACCCAAUUGUACAUCAGCCUGAAUUUAAAGGUAUAACACAAUACUCUGUUUAUGAAAAAGGUAUUGGAGAACCAUCCUCAAAAGACUAAAUUUUAGGUUGUCCCUUGGCAGUGAGUUACUUCAUUCUCUGAUAAUUAGAAAUAGAACUACAGAGUAAUUGAGGAGAAAGGUAGAUAAAUUAAACAAGACAUAGUAUCUCAGAAUUUGUACAAAAUUCUUGUAUGGAAAUGGAAACACAAAGAUUGUUACUGCUAUUAAGAAUUUUAUUAUGAAUUUUAUUAAGAAUACAGUGGAAAGAAAUAUUAACCCCAGCUGUAAGACUGGAAAAGCAAUAUAAGAAUGGAAAUAUUUAUAUUAAAAUUGUAUUAUAAAAAUUAUAUAUUAAUGCUGCAGUUCAGAUUUGUGCCUUAAUUUGUUGUGUUACUGAAAAAAUUGUAAUAUUCUUUCAAAAUGGAAGGUUACAAAAGUAUACUGGUUGUAUUAUUGUCAUUAUGGAAUGGUUCAGUAAUAUGUGAUUAUGCAUUCAUUGCAGUAAUACAAAAAGAAAUGCAAAUGACCCUAAGAAAAUGCAAUUAUAGUUGUAAUUAUUAACUUAUUAUCAUAUGGUGAUUUGUUUAUUCAGAGUAAUUUGAAUAUUUUUGAAUCAGUGAAUGAUGUUAGAUGUGUUUCAAAAUUAUCUGCAGAUUGGAAUCAGUAAAAAUAUUUUACAAAUCCUAAUAGUUUGGAUUGUUUUUUUUUCCAUCCAAUGUUACACUGUGCACAGCUUUUUUUUUUUUUUAAGGCAUUGCAUAUCAAAUUUUAAACCAAGAAGCAUUUCUGACAGCCUUAGAACAGCUGACAAAUAAUUACUUUGCUUUAUUCUCUUGUUUCAGCUAUACCUACAAAUGAGGAAAAACAGGUUAUCUGAGCUAGUUGGAAAUGAGAAUGAAGCAGUACACUGCUUCCCUUAAAAAUUGCUUUUACAGAGAAGGGGAAAUAGAAAAGCUGUCACGAACUACAGCUACUAUCAGGACCACAUGUUAUUGGUGAAAUUAAUCUUUAAAAUGUGGGACGGAAGGAAGCCUAGUUGUAGGUUGUUCAUACAAGUAAAGGAGAACAUCGAACAGUAUGCGAACAGUGGUGGAAGCUAAGCAAUGGAAUGAAUUUUUAACUAGCACUAUGAUGAUUACACAUGAAGAAGGAUGAACAAGGAAUGAAUGAGGAGUAGAGGUAAGACGGGGAUAAAGAAAGGGCAUAUAUAGAUAGUGUAAAGAUAAAAAAUUUAUCACAUUAAAAUAACUAAAAAUAUGUGUAUAAGACCCAUCCUGGUUUUUCAUGUAGGAAGUUAUGGUGGGUUGCUAUAGAGAUAGGUUUGUAACUGAAACUCAGAAGUAUCCAUAACUGGUGGUUUGACUUUGGCUAAAUGCCAGGUAUUAACCAAGUCGCUCU